Caenorhabditis briggsae is the source of this 879-nucleotide messenger RNA. It is a transcript of the gene Cbr-nhr-187, whose product is annotated as Protein CBR-NHR-187. NCBI's taxonomy places the organism in Eukaryota, Metazoa, Nematoda, Chromadorea, Rhabditida, Rhabditidae. The coding region runs from base 1 to 879 and encodes 292 amino acids. The transcript is spliced from 5 exons. The record is from RefSeq and is a predicted model, not a curated record.
AUGAAACAUCACAAGCCGCUAGACAUCAUUUUAUUAUUAGCUCCAUAUUGUCGUGCAUGUCGUCUUGUUCAAUGCCUAAAAGUCGGGAUGAAAUUAAAUUUAUCGACCGUUUUGGAGGUCAAAAAUUCCAAAGAUGAUGCAGUGGCGACCUUGAUCGAAAGUCUUUUAUAUCAGGAUGCAAAACGAGAAAAAACGCUAAUGGCUCAGUUUACAUUCGAAAAUCCAACUCUAGAAGAAGUCAUCGAGUCAAAACAGUUGACGAUUGUCGCCAGGGACCCAACACACGAAAUGACAAGUUCCGAUUGGUGUUUCUUCGGCGCCUAUACCGCCGUAAAAUUCCUAUUAGGACUCACUUUCAUGAAACAGUUGAGCACGAGGGACAAGACUUUGCUACUUGCCAACUACUCGGCUAAAGCUACACUGUUGUUCAGUGCAAUUCGAACGAUGAGAGCGAAAAAUGAUAAGAUGAUCAAGCCAGACGGAAAGGAUUUUUUCAUGGAAUUCUUGUCAAAAUGGUCCGAUUUCUCGCUCCAUUUCACGAAUCGCGUCCGAAGUAUGCUUGUCAAUCGGCUCAUUGAAUUGGAAAUCACUAAUGAGGAAUUCAUACUGCUUACUGUACUAUUCUUCUGCAAUCCUGUGCUCGAUGGCCUAUCCGACCACGCCGUUUCAAUACUUACCGAACAACAAAAAGUCUACAGUUCAGCUCUAAUGCAAUACUGCCUUCUGACCUACCAACAAAACGGACCAUCCCGAUUCACAGAACUUCUUUCCCUCUGUACAGUAACCAACAAGUACUUCGAAGACGUUCAGUAUCUGUACUGGAUCUUCCAGUUUCAUUUCCACGUCAAAUACAAAAAUCUGGUGGCCAGUGUGAUUUAA